AGCAGGAGGAGCAGCCGUGGCGAGGAGGAUGAACAGCAUUAAGAACGUGCCGGGCCGGGUGCUGCUGAACCGCAGGCCCGGGCACAGCCUGGAAGCCGAGCGGGACCAGUUCGACAAGACGCAGGCGAUCAGCAUCAGCAAGGCCAUCAAUGCCCAAGAGGCCCCCGUAAAGGAAAAGCAUGCCCGCCGCAUCAUCCUGGGCACCCACCACGAGAAAGGAGCCUUCACCUUCUGGUCGUACGCCAUUGGCCUCCCCCUGCCCAGCAGCUCCAUCCUCAGCUGGAAGUUCUGCCAUGUCCUUCAUAAAGUGCUCCGGGACGGGCAUCCCAAUGUUCUCCAUGAUUGCCAGAGGUAUCGCAGCAAUAUCCGGGAAAUCGGAGACUUGUGGGGGCAUUUGCACGACCGAUAUGGGCAGUUGGUGAAUGUUUAUACCAAGCUGCUGCUGACCAAGAUAACCUUCCACCUCAAGCAUCCUCAAUUCCCCCCAGGCCUGGAGGUAACGGAUGAGGUGCUGGAGAAGGCGGCUGGCACGGAUAUCAACAACAUCUUCCAGCUCACCGUCGAGAUGUUCGACUACAUGGACUGUGAACUGAAACUCUCCGAGUCAGUCUUCCGGCAGCUCAACACCUCCAUCGCCGUGUCCCAGAUGUCUUCGGGCCAGUGCCGCCUGGCACCCCUCAUCCAGGUCAUCCAGGAUUGCAGCCCCCUGUACCACUACACCGUCAAGCUCCUGUUCAAGCUCCAUUCCUCAGGCCUAACAGCCGACACCCUGCAGGGCCACCGGGACCGGUUCCACGAGCAGUUCCACAGCCUCAGAAACUUCUUCCGAAGGGCCUCAGACAUGCUGUACUUCAAGCGGCUCAUCCAGAUCCCCCAUUUACCAGAGAGCCCCCCUAACUUCCUGCGGGCCUCAGCUCUGGCUGAACACAUCAAGCCAGUGGUGGUGAUCCCGGACGAGGCUCCCGAAGAUGAGGAGCCAGAGAACCUCAUUGAGAUCAGCACUGCCCCUGCAGCUGGGGAGCCUCCGGUGGUGGCCGACCUCUUUGAACAAGCCUUCGGGUCCCCCAAUGGCACCGUGAAGGACGACAGAGACCUCCAGAUCGAGAACCUGAAGCGGGAGGUGGAGAUGCUCCGAAACGAACUUGAAAAAAUCAAACUGGAGGCCCAGAGGUACAUCACGCUGCUGAAGGGGCAGGUGAAUGAGCUGGAGACGGAGCUGGAGGAACAGCGCCAGCAGAAGCAGAAGGCCCUGGUGGACAACGAGCAGCUCAGAGACGAACUGGGGCAGCUGAGAAAAGCCAAGCUGGAGGCUGACCAGGCCCAGGGCCUCUACGUGGAGGCCGAGAGGAAGGCCAGUAUCACAGAGGUACGGUACACCAAGCUGAAGGAGAAGCACAGUGAACUCAUCAACACCCACGCUGAGCUCCUCAGGAAGAACGCGGACACGGCCAAGCAACUGAGCGUGACGCAGCAGAGCCAGGAGGAGGUGGCGCGGGUGAAGGAGCAGCUGGCCUUCCAGAUGGAGCAAGUGAAACGCGAAUCGGACAUGAAGCUGGAGGACCAGAGCUACCAGCUGGACCAGCUGAAGCGAGAGCUGGAAGCCAAGGCGGGCGAGCUGGCCCGAGUGCAGGAGACCUUGAGUCACUCAGAGCAGAGCGGGUCGGAGCUGAGCACCCGGCUGGACGCCCUGCGGGCGGAGAAGGACUCCCUGAGCGGCUCCGUGCGGCAGCGAGAGGCCGAGCUGCUUUCGGCCCAAAGCCUCGUCCAGGAGAAGGAGGCCCUGCUGAACCGGGAGCAGGAACGUAACAGCCGCCAGAUCGGGGAGCUACAGGGGAAGUUGGCCGAGAAGCAAUCCCGGGAGCGGGGGCUGCAGCAGCAGAUCUUGGACGGCCAGUUCUCAGUGCUGCAGGGGGCCGUGGCCGAGGCGGAGAGCAUCGUGCGGGACGCGCUGGGCAAGCUGGACGACCCCCUGCACGUGCGCUGCACCUGCUCCCCAGAUUACCUGGUCAGCCGGGCCCAGGUGGCACUGGAGGCUGUGAAUACCUUGGAGAGUGGGCAUGCACAGUACGUGGGGUCCAUGACAGAUGUGAGCGGCCUGGUGGCUGCGCUGGCUCAGUUCUCACACGUGACGGCCGAUGCCAUCGUCAGUGGCAGCGCCACCUCCCACCUGGCCCCCACAGACCAGGCCGACCGGCUGUUGGACACGUGCAGGGAUUGCGGGGCCUGCAGCCUGGACUACCUGGGGGACCUAAAGGACCGGCAGUUGCUGCAGGGCGCGGACCCCAGCCCAAUAAGAAAGGCCCUCCAGGGCAUCCUGCAGCUGGGGCAGGACCUGAGGCCCAAGAGCCUCGACGUGCGGCAGGAGGAGCUCGGCGACAUGGUGGACAAGGAGUUGGCCUCCACGUCGGCCGCCAUCGAAGAUGCCGUGCGGCGGAUCGAGGAAAUGAUGAACCAGGCCCGACAUGCCAGCUCAGGGGUGAAACUGGAGGUCAAUGAGAGGAUCCUGAACUCCUGCACUGACCUAAUGAAGGCAAUCCGGCUCCUGGUGAUGACCUCCACCAGCCUGCAGAAGGAGAUCGUGGAGAGCGGCCGGGGGGCGGCUUCGCAGCAGGAAUUUUAUGCCAAGAACUCGCGCUGGACCGAAGGGCUCAUCUCUGCAUCCAAAGCUGUCGGCUGGGGAGCCACGCAGCUAGUGGAGUCUGCAGACAAGGUGGUGCUGCACACGGGCAAGUACGAGGAGCUCAUCGUCUGCUCCCACGAGAUCGCCGCCAGCACCGCGCAGCUGGUGGCUGCCUCCAAGGUGAAAGCGGACAAGCACAGCAGCAACCUGGGCAAGCUGCAGGAGUGCUCCCGCACCGUCAACGAGAUGGCAGCUAACGUGGUGGCUUCCACUAAGUCGGGCCAGGAGCAGAUUGAAGACAAAGACACCAUGGACUUCUCGGGCAUGUCACUGAUCAAGCUGAAGAAGGAGGAGAUGGAAACGCAGGUGAAAGUGCUGGAGCUGGAGAAGAGGCUGGAGAGUGAGCGGAUGAAGCUGGGGGAACUGCGCAAGAAGCACUACGCGCUGGCGGGUGUGCUGGACCAGCCCCAGGAUGAGGAGCCGAGCCGCCCGGCCCCCUCGCCCCGACGCAGCAUCCUCAAGAAGCCACCCCUGGCCCAGAAGCCCAGCGUGGGCCCCAAGCCCGACUACCAGCUCGACAAGGAUGACGGCGUCUACCAGGCUCAUCUCAUCAACUACUAGGAGCUCCGGGCACGAGAGAGGCGGGGCUGGCGGGCACGGGAAAGUUGGCCUCCACGGAGGGGGGACCCCAAAGCCGGGGCUGGGUUUUAAACGGGCUCUGGGCGGGUGGACCUGAGUCGGGGUUGGGCCAAGGGACCCUUGCCAGGCAGAUCCUGCUGGUGCGCAGUUAUCUCCCGGGGUGGGAUCCCACCUCCGCACCCCAGUUGCUUCCCAGUCGUCAGGUGGGGUGGGAGCCGCUCACGGUACCACCCUGCCAGCCUGCCAGCUUGUCCUGAAAGCAGACGGGCCAAGAGAGGUGCUGGCCCGGGCACCGGUCUGCACUAGAACUCUUCUGAGGGAGGUCGAGGUCACUGUCCACUGGAGCUGGGUCUCUGGGCAACACAAGUCUUUUUAAAACCCACGCGCCAAUCUUUUCUUAACUCCACUCUUCUAUUCAGCUCAGGGGUAAGGAGCUGCUAUAGGGGUACUCCCCCACGUCCCUGACACUGGCUCCACCACUCUGUUUUGUCACAAAAAUUAAACAAUCUUGGCUGCCAGGAUGGGGAGGAGAAA
Molecule: messenger RNA, 3793 nt
Organism: Tachyglossus aculeatus (Australian echidna)
Lineage: Eukaryota; Metazoa; Chordata; Mammalia; Monotremata; Tachyglossidae
Gene: HIP1R
Product: huntingtin interacting protein 1 related
Exons: 32
Coding region: 29-3241 (1070 amino acids)
Biological process (GO): endocytosis; actin filament organization; clathrin coat assembly
Cellular component (GO): clathrin-coated vesicle; actin cortical patch
Molecular function (GO): phosphatidylinositol-3,4-bisphosphate binding; clathrin light chain binding; clathrin-cargo adaptor activity
Source: RefSeq, a predicted model, not a curated record